GCGCGGGGCACGCCGGGAGGCGGGCGCGCGCGCGCGCCAUGGCGCUGAGCAAGUGCAUGCACGCGCGGAACCGGUACAGGGACAAACCGCCCGACUUCGCGUACUUGGCGGGAAAGUACCCCGCGUUCCGGCAGCACGUGCGCUGCUCCCUCGCCGGCAGGGUCAGCCUGAAUUUCAAGGACCCUGAGGCGGUGAGAGCUCUGACAUGCACCCUCCUGAAGGAGGAUUUUGGGCUUACGAUUGACAUCCCUGUGGAAAGGCUUAUUCCCACCGUUCCCCUGAGGCUGAACUACAUCCACUGGGUGGAGGACCUCAUUGGUCACCAGGAUGCAGACAAGCAAGUCCUCAGGCGAGGCAUUGACAUAGGGACAGGAGCAUCUUGCAUAUACCCGUUACUUGGAGCUACUUUGAAUGGCUGGUAUUUUCUUGCAACAGAAGUGGAUGAUAUGUGCUUCAAUUAUGCCAAGAAGAAUGUGGAACAGAAUAACUUGUCUGAUCUUAUAAAAGUGGUUAAAGUACCACAGAAAACCCUACUAAUGGAUGCACUGAAAGAAGAAUCUGAGAUCAUUUAUGACUUCUGCAUGUGCAAUCCCCCCUUUUUUGCCAACCAGUUGGAAGCAAAGGGAGUAAAUUCUCGAAAUCCACGGCGUCCUCCUCCCAGCUCUGUAAAUACAGGAGGGAUCACAGAAAUCAUGGCUGAGGGGGGAGAACUAGAAUUUGUGAAAAGAAUUAUUCAUGAUAGUCUACAGCUUAAAAAGAGAUUACGAUGGUACAGUUGCAUGUUGGGGAAGAAAUGCAGUUUGGCACCAUUGAAAGAGGAACUUCGAAUCCAGGGGGUUCCUAAAGUUACUCAUACUGAAUUCUGCCAGGGGCGCACCAUGAGAUGGGCACUGGCAUGGAGUUUCUAUGAUGAUGUACAAGUGCCUUCACCUCCCUCUAAAAGAAGAAAAUUAGAAAAACCCCGAAAACCAAUUACAUUUAUGGUUUUGGCAUCUACUGUCAAAGAGUUAUCCAUUAAAGCUGCAACUCUGGGCUGGGAUGCUGUAGAAGCUCUUGCUGUGGUUAGAGCCUGGAUAGAGAAGAUUCUUAUUGAUCUGAAGGUUCAGCAUAAACGUGUUCCUUGCGGAAAAGAUGAAGUUAGCCUGUUUGUGACUGCCAUUGAAAACUCCUGGAUUCAUUUGAGGAGAAAGAAACGAGAGAGAAUAAGGCAAUUACGAGAACUUCCUCGUGCUUCUGAAGAUGUUCUGCAAGCAAUGGAAGGGAUAAAAACGAGCCAGAAGAGCUCAAGCAACAAUUCGAACUAUGAAAACCCCAAGACUGAAGACUCUGAAACAGGGUUUGUGGCACCUGAUGAGGAUGUCUCCUUGACCGCAGGUGAUGAGCUAACAGAAGAAUCUGCUGCUAAAGAAGAACACAGUGAGCAUGUGAAGGAGGAGAAGACAGAAGUGAAGCCGGGAGAAACAUCACUUGGCAAAGGUUCCAGUAAUGCAAAGGAGGAGCCUUGCCCUUCAGAGGAAGCUAGCAAUCUAACAGCUGAAAAAGAACAAAGUCCCAAAGAGACUAGUAGUUGUUUUCUCUUUAAGUGUUUAAUAAAUGUGAAGAAAGAAGGCGAUGAUGUAGUAGUAGAAAUGCACUGGGUUGAAGGACAGAACAGAGACUUGAUGAACCAGCUGUGCACAUACUUAAGGAACCAAAUUCUUCGACUGGUUGCCAGUUAGUCCUUUCUCCUGCUUUGGUAAAGGAAGUCAAUCCUGAAAUUUUGUAAACUGUUUUUAACAGAUUAAAGUUUUCAGAUAGCAAAACCUGUUUUUUCUCCUUAGAAGAGAGUAAAAUGGAGACAGAAGUCUCCUUUAAUAUUUUAAAUAGCUUUUUCAGCACUGCGAGGAGUACAUGAAGUGUACUGUCUUGGACAUGAAGUGAUGGGAAAGUAAUAGAUUUUGUGCUGCAGUUGUAAAACUACACGUUAAAGUGAAAUAUGUCUAUGCUAUGGCUGUUUCAAAUAGCAGCAGUGCUUAUUCUGCUCUUUUUACUGGUGCAAUAGGAUUGUAUAUUGUUACUAAGUAGAAAUCUUUGCUGAAAUAUUUUCUUCAAUAUUUUUUCAAUACUAAUGCAAGAAAUUGCUAGUCUGCUGUGGGAGUUAUUCUCUGCAGAGAGGAGUCUUCAAAUAACGAUUUAAGUAUGCUUCUCUUCCCUUUAGUGCAUUUAACCUUUGAUCUACAGAGUAGCAAGAUGGAUACAUCUCCAAAGUGUCAGUUCAUACAAAUAGUCGCUGUAGAAAAAAACAUGUGUUGUACUUUAGUGGUACUUGGGCUCUGAAACACAGAAAGGCCUGCUGUUAGCGUCUGGUUUUCUAAACUUUGUUUUAACAACAAAGUAAGAUUUUUGAGCUGUUUGGUUUGGAGAGGAUUUAACUAUGUUGACUGUUUCAUUAGACUGUUCCUUAAACUAAUUAAAAUAUAAUUUUCUGAAAUGACAGCUGUGUUCUAAAAGGCUUUUGCUUUCAUUUGAUCGUGAUUGCUUUAAUGACAGGAAUGAGAGCACAUGCUCAUCUACAUUGGCCAGAAAUUCCUUAUGCAGGACAAAGAUGCUUACAGAAGCUUUAGGCUAACUGGAAAGGAAGCUGUUGUAUCCACACCUGACUGCCUGGUCCUUUUUAGCAACGUUUUCCCAGUGUUCCUGGGCCAGUGAUCUGUUCCUGUGAGAAGAGAGGCUAAGGGACAUGGGUCUUGGGUGUGUCUGUGUGUUUGCGAUUGAGCGGUAUUGUUUCACAUGAAUUCAGCCUCCCAAGCUGUGAACGAUGUUUCUGUAGAGAACACAGAGAGAAGGUUUUUCUGAGAGUGAAGCGUGUGCCUGUGUUGCCCAAAAUGAAAGAUGCACUCCUGAUGGACAGAA
This is a messenger RNA of Cuculus canorus (common cuckoo), 2892 nucleotides long. RefSeq names its product methyltransferase 16, N6-methyladenosine (gene METTL16). Gene Ontology annotation, cellular component: nucleus. The transcript has 9 exons. The record is from RefSeq and is a predicted model, not a curated record. The coding region runs from base 39 to 1718 and encodes 559 amino acids. NCBI's taxonomy places the organism in Eukaryota, Metazoa, Chordata, Aves, Cuculiformes, Cuculidae. Gene Ontology annotation, biological process: rRNA base methylation. Gene Ontology annotation, molecular function: 23S rRNA (adenine(1618)-N(6))-methyltransferase activity.